UCGGAUGACGAAGAGCUCUGGUGGUGUUUUAGGAAAGCGUUUGCAUCAAGAAUCCCGACCCGACAUCAGAUAGAUGAGUUAACAUUAUGGUGUUGAUCAAGGAGCCUGUAUAGGCGUGUGUCGUUCACUAAGUAUCCAACAUGUGUGUUACAGCGCAAGUACUUGUAUGGAGUGUACUAGCGAUACUUACAAAAGCUGAUAGACCGUUUCUUAGCAUUGACCCUGUGAGGGUUGAGGAAGGUUCGCCCUUCACAUUGAUAUGCACGACGACAGAAAAAUAUAUUUGGUACAUCAACUGGAAGAGAAACGCCAAAGAUAUUUUCGGCUUGGGUCCAGAUACGGGUUUGGCCAAAACAAAUGAUGACUUUGAGAGCUUGAAGAAUCGAGUCGUGUACAGCAUUAACCCAGGGAAGCAGUAUAAUGUGACCUUGACCUCUGUAACGGAAGCGGAUCAUGGGUCAUCGUGGACGUGUCGGGUCAGAGGUGAAGACAGCAACUCGGUACUCCUGAUGGUUGGAGAUCUGCCUUUAGUUUCAACAACGGUUCCACCAUCAACCAUGGCUACUUCAACUAGUCCGACAACAACCAUGACAACAACUAUGAACGCGACAACUUCGACCAAAUCGUCGACGACUACAAAACCAUCAUCUACCACAAAGACACACGUGGCUACAUCGACGACCGUGGCAUCAGAAUCUACAGCAGAACGUUCAACUACAGCAGAAAGUUCAACUACAGCAGAAAAUUCAACGUCAACCGAAUCAACAGUACAGACCUUUGCCAAUGGAACGUCCACACCUAUGACAACUAUCCCAAUUAAACGAGCCGCCCGGAAUUCAACGUCUCCCGCUACCACCAGCAGCCCAAACUUUGACUUCGCCUUGAUAGCAGCGGGAGUCAUCGGCGUCAUCAUCCUUCUGGCCGUGGCCUUCUGCAUCGCUGUAGUCGUCAGAAGACGCCGGAGGGAUUCCUACAUGUGAUGGUCACUGAAAAACCGAGACAUUUAUGUGAUGCUCUGAUUAGACGUUCAUUAUUACUAUUUAGUGCUACUGAGGAGGAGCGUUUGUGUGUGAUAGCUAAUGGGGAUGAAAUGUC
Messenger RNA from Haliotis rufescens (red abalone), 1095 nucleotides. Its product is annotated as cell wall protein RBR3-like. NCBI's taxonomy places the organism in Eukaryota, Metazoa, Mollusca, Gastropoda, Lepetellida, Haliotidae. The coding region runs from base 141 to 980 and encodes 279 amino acids. The transcript has 4 exons. The record is from RefSeq and is a predicted model, not a curated record.